Messenger RNA from Racocetra persica, 163 nucleotides. NCBI's taxonomy places the organism in Eukaryota, Fungi, Glomeromycota, Glomeromycetes, Diversisporales, Gigasporaceae. The record is from the annotation of a GenBank genome assembly.
GAAAUAUUGAACAUAUUAGAAAAAAUCAAGGAAUCCGAUGAACCGGGAGCAGCAGAGUGGGUCAAUGAUAAAUAUAAGCUGUGGAUAUUGGCUGGACUUUCAUUUACAUUUACUCAAAUGGAUGCUGAUAUUUGGAAUCAAAUGCCAAAUAAUACUAAUAUUA